Molecule: messenger RNA, 4372 nt
Organism: Chara braunii
Lineage: Eukaryota; Viridiplantae; Streptophyta; Charophyceae; Charales; Characeae
Source: the annotation of a GenBank genome assembly
CUCAUUGCUCCUGUGGACCUGUGGUCCGUAUGAAGUCAUAUUGCAUCAGUCAAGUUGUGUCAUGUUCUGCAGCUCAGGCUCCACUUUUGAUUGGCUGCGAUGUACGGAAUAUGACAAAAGAAACAAAAUCAAUUUUGAUGAAUCGUGAGGUCAUUGCAAUCAAUCAAGACAAACUCGGCAAGCAAGGGAAGAAGGUGUUCACGGAUGGCCCGCGUGAGAGAGACAAGCCACGUACACAGGCCCCUCUUGGGCUUCUCAAGCCCCUUCCGAUACUGGAAAGGCCCGGUGAGAGCCUGUCCAUGGACUUCAUGGGCACGCUGGUCACCAGCAAGAGUGGAAUGCGAUAUGUCUAUGUCAUUGUGGAUAGGUUUAGUAAGUAUGCUAGGUUAGUCACAAUGCCUGCAACAGCCAAGACAGAGUACGUAAUCAAGCUGUUCAAGGAAAACUGGGUUAGAUAUUUUGGAUUGCCAAGGUCUAUCGUGAGUGACCGAGACGUGCGAUUUACUAGUGAAUUGUGGAAGGCUGCAGCUGCAGAACAGGGGACACAGCUGCAGAUGACCUUCGGGAACCACCCAGAGGCAAACGGACGAGCAGAGCAGCUGAAUCGUGCUGUACAACACCUGUUGAGGCACUACAUUAAGCCCAACCAGGUGGACUGGGAUGAGAAACUGGCUCUCAUCGCCAGCCUGUACAACAAUGUUGUGCACAGCGCAACAGGGGUGAGUCCAAACAGCCUGCUACUGACAUUCAAGCCUAGACUGCCUCUAGAUUUCUUACUACCUGAGAGUCAGCCGACAGCUGCACCUGGUAUACUAGAAUUUGCUUAUCGAUAUGAACAGUUGAUGCAGCAAGCUGUAGAACAGAUGCACAGGACACAGGCGGCGAUGAUAGAGUCUGAGAACAAGCACCGCCGCCCAUCAACAUUCCAUGUAGGGGACAGAGUCUGGGUCCAGUCCUCAGAACUGAGACAGGAGCACGGGAUAUCCCGUAAGCUCAUGCCACAACACUUUGGACCCUGGGAGGUUCUGGAUAUUGUCGGGGAUGAUCCGGACGGGGCCCUUCGCAAGGCUCCUCGGUUCCAUGACCAGUGGACCUUCGACGUCAUGGAAACCCUAUAUGAUCUUGUUCUCAGCACUGCCUACUCCCAUCAGUUUGCCCAUGCUGGCCCCGAUUGGAUCCACAACGACCUCGUCCUCGACGCCAAGGAUGGGAAGCAAUACCGUAUUCCGUUGUUGGGCAAAUCGGAUUCUACAUCCCCCUCUCCUGUCAAUGUUGCCAUCUUGACACCAACUCAGUUCCACCACAUCCUCCGUCAGCCUGAUGCCGAACUCUACAUUGUCGACAUCACGGAUCUCCUUGUGUGUAACUCUAUGCAUCAGGACGCUGAGUUGGUCGAGCUCGACCCACCACUCCCUGAGCCCCCGGAGCCUCCUGAUCCUUCAGCCCCCUCAAUCCCCUUCACCCCUGCUACCUCAUCUCACCUUCUUGCAUCCUGUUCCAUGGAGGCGCCAUCGGUACCUAUUCCCAUACCGACUCCUUCCACCCCUACUUCAGACGCCGCUGCAGCCGAGGAGUUUGACAACCUUCUAUCGACUUUGCAGCCUAGCGUUGCGGCCCUCCUUCGCGAGUAUCGAGAUGUUUUUCCUCCGACUGUCUCUUAUAGCAGCAUUCCUCCUAUGCGCGAUAUCAAGCACCACAUCCGGCUCGAACCUAACUACCGUAUUCAACACCGCGCCCCAUAUCGCCUCUCGGUCCCCGAAGCCCAGGAACUUAAACGCCAAAUUGACGAGCUGCUUCGUCAGGGCUUCAUUAAGCCGAGUACAUCCCCAUGGAGUGCACCUGUCCUCUUCAAUCGCAAGAAGGAUGGCACUCUCCGCCUCUGCCUCGAUUACCGCGGUCUCAACGAGUAUACGGUCAGAAACAUCGAGUGUCGCGAUGGAGAGUGUCCGGUUGCUUAUCUAUCUCGACAGCUACUUCCCGCUGAGCGUAACUACACUGCCGAUGAGCGUGAGGUCCUUGCGCUGGUCUACGCUAUUAAGAAGUGGCGUCAUCAUUUGCACGAUCAUACUUUCACCGUUUUGACGGACAACUUUGUCCUCGCCGCCUUCCAGACGAAGCCUAAGCUCACUUCUCGCCAGGCUCGUUGGUGGCGUGACCUCUCGGAGUUCGACUUCACCAUCAAGAAGAUUUCUAGCGAAAGCAAUCGGGUUGCAGAUGCCUUAUCCCGCCGCCCCGACCUUCAGUGCGAGGAUCGUCAGCUAUCUGCUAUCUCAGCUCCCACCAUCCACCCCGCCUUUCUGGAUGAGUAUCGCCGCGCAUACACCCAGUGCCCUGAGUUUCAGUCCAUCUACGCUGACCUACAGGCUGGCAAGUCCGUCCCUAACUUCCAGCUUGAUCCCUCUGGACUCCUAUACUGGCUUGGUCACCAAGGUACCCGUACUCCUCGCUUAUGUGUGCCUUCUACUGGCCAGCUCCACGUUCGGACUGUCGCGGAGUGUCACGACCAGCGUGCCGCCGGUCAUCUCGGUGUCUUCAAGACACUUGACCGCCUCUACCGCCAUUACUACUGGGAGCACCGCCGUCCUUUCACUAAGGAGUACGUUCGCACCUGCAAGAUCUGCCAGGAGGCCAACAUUCCCAACCACCCCCCCUAUGGUCUUCUUCAGCCCUUACCCAUUCCUACUCAGCGUUGGACUUCUGUCUCCAUGGACUUCAUUGGUCCUCUUCGUCCCCCUACCCCACGAGGCCACGAUGCCAUCUUCGUCGUUGUCUGUCGGUUGACUAAGCAUGCUCACUUUCUCCCUUGCAAGUAUGCUAGUUCAACCAAAGACAUUGCCUCCCUAUACUUCAACCGUAUUGCCAUCCAUCACGGUCUCCCCACUAGCAUCGUCUCUGAUCGGGAUCCCCGCUUCACUUCCCAUUUCUGGCGUGGACUCCAUGAGAUCUAUGGCUCCGAGCUCCGCCUCUCCUCCUCCUAUCACCCCCAGUUAGAUGGACAGACCGAGGUCACCAACAAAACUCUUGGGAGUAUCCUCAAGAAGUUUGUUGAGAAUGACUCUGAUUGGGAUCUGCAUCUUGCUCACACAGAGAUUGCUUAUAACCAUGCUAUUUCUCCUGCUACUGGCAUGUCUCCCUAUUACUGUGACUUGGGAUACCAUCCCCGUGUCCCAUCUGACCUUCUUCGUCCAUCUCAGAUCCAUCCCGACACCAAAUGCCCUGCCCUCGAUGACUGGGUAAAGGAGAUGGAUGCGCUCCUUAGCAAGGCUCGCGAGAGCAUUGCUAACUCCCAGACUCGCAUGGCCACUCGCGCUAACCGCUCUCGCAUCGACCAUCCCUUCAAAGUUGGCGACGAGGUUCUUAUCGACGCACGUCACUUCCAGCCCGAAGCUGACACACUUCGGAAAUUCAGACGUCGAUACAUUGGACCAUGCACCAUUCUUGCACCUGCCGGACCGGAUCAUGACUGUCCAGUGAGCUUCAAAUUGAAGCUCCCCGAUUUCAUGUACCGCGCUAACUUACAUGCUGUGUUCCAUGUAUCUCUUUUGCGCCCCUUCAGACGGUCUCCCCCUGAGUUCCAUGGUCGACCUUACCCUCGCCCCUCUCCCGUCAUCAUUGAGGGUCACGAGGAGUUUGUCGUCUCUGAUAUUGCGUCCCGGCGUAUGACUGAUGGUGACCCUCCCGGCCUCGAGUAUCUCGUUCGAUGGAAGGGUUAUCCUGACGAGGAGUCUACUUGGGAGCCUCUUGAGCACCUGAAGCAUGCUAUGACUUUCGUGUGGGCUGGUCCUCUUCUCAAUGACGAGGUGGUGGUUGCGUUAUGGAAUCGAGGAUUGAAGGGUGAAAACAUAACAGCACGAUGGGCAGACGUAGGGCUGCCCCAGGGAACACCUGUCAUAGCACGGGAUGUGUGGAAGUUCCCUGUACUUCCGUGUAGAAGCGGGGGAGCAAGCGGCGUCGAUAUUGGAAGCCUGUGGGAGCAAAAUGUCCGCGAAGAUACGUUCUUUCCGUCCACCAUGGUGCAACUCGAAUGGAGUCACGCCAAUCGUCGGGUGCACCGAAGUGUUGUAGGCGAACUCUAUGCCGGGAAGGCGGUCAACCCAGUCCUUCUCAUCUGGGCGGAUGAGUGUGCAGAGCGUCAUCUGCGCAGUCUGGUGCGCAUGUUCCGUUUGCCCAUCCGUUUGAGGAUGCCGUGCGGAACUCGGUUUCAUGCUGGUGCCGGAUUCCACCAUGAGUGUCGUCGAGUGUCGCAGUCGCUGACGAUGUCUUCCGGAACGCCGUGGCUGCAAAACCAGCCGGUAUGCAAAAGUCGUGCGAGCUCGGGAGCCGUCGCAUGAUACUUGCAUGGAAGAAAUCGAGCGUACUUGCUCAAACGGUC